AUGUCAUUUUUUCGUUCUUACAGCUAUGAGGCCCUUCCCUCUAACUAUGGCCUCGGCCGGAAUAUGUUGGCUGGUGCUUUUGCAGGGAUAGCGGAACACGCUGUUAUGUAUCCGGUCGAUUUGCUUAAGACUCGCAUGCAAGUUUUACAUCCCUCGACUGGAGGACUCUACACAGGCUUGACCAACGCGGUCUCCACCAUCUACCGGAUCGAAGGCUGGAGGACACUAUGGAAGGGUGUUUCGAGUGUGAUUGUCGGUGCGGGUCCCGCUCACGCCGUGUACUUUGGCACAUAUGAGGUUGUCAAGGAAUUCGCAGGUGGUAACGUCGAUGAUGGACACCACCCUCUUGCUGCUGCCACCAGUGGAGCGGCCGCGACCAUUGCUAGCGACGCAUUAAUGAACCCAUUCGAUGUUAUCAAGCAACGUAUGCAGGUUCACGGCUCCAUCCACAAGAACAUUCUCCAGUGCGCCAAAUCCGUCUACGGCGCUGAGGGCUUCCGGGCUUUCUACGUCUCAUAUCCCACAACGCUUUGCAUGACUGUUCCGUUUACCGCUACCCAGUUCGUCGCGUACGAGUCGAUCUCGAAGGUGAUGAACCCCUCGCAUGACUACGAUCCUUUCACCCACUGCAUUGCUGGUGGUCUUGCCGGUGCUUUCGCAGCUGGUCUCACCACGCCUCUUGAUGUUGUCAAGACCCUUCUCCAGACCCGAGGACUGGCACAGAACGAGGAGAUCCGUUCCGCCAAGGGUCUAUUCAACGCAGCGGCCAUCAUCAAGCGCCAGUUCGGCUGGAGUGGUUUCCUCCGUGGCGCUCGCCCUCGUAUCAUUUCCACAAUGCCCAGCACUGCGAUCUGCUGGACAUCCUACGAGAUGGCCAAGGCGUACUUCAAGGGCCAGGUGGACAGCUAA
Aspergillus wentii DTO 134E9 is the source of this 909-nucleotide messenger RNA. It is a transcript of the gene mrsA, whose product is annotated as putative mitochondrial carrier protein. The record is from RefSeq and is a predicted model, not a curated record. Gene Ontology annotation, molecular function: ferrous iron transmembrane transporter activity. Gene Ontology annotation, cellular component: mitochondrial membrane. Lineage: Eukaryota; Fungi; Ascomycota; Eurotiomycetes; Eurotiales; Aspergillaceae. The coding region runs from base 1 to 909 and encodes 302 amino acids. The transcript has 7 exons. Gene Ontology annotation, biological process: iron import into the mitochondrion.